Molecule: messenger RNA, 3526 nt
Organism: Triticum aestivum (bread wheat)
Lineage: Eukaryota; Viridiplantae; Streptophyta; Magnoliopsida; Poales; Poaceae
Product: histone-lysine N-methyltransferase, H3 lysine-9 specific SUVH1-like
Exons: 10
Coding region: 131-3526 (1131 amino acids)
Cellular component (GO): nucleus
Molecular function (GO): protein binding; histone methyltransferase activity; double-stranded DNA binding
Source: RefSeq, a predicted model, not a curated record
AGUGCCCUUUUUACCCCACCACACCACCCCACCUGUGGCCUCCAAAGAAGUGAAACCACAACGCACCAGCGAGCGCUUCGGUGGAGAGAGGAAGGGCUUUCGCUUCGACGGCGUCCUCGAGGAGUUCACCAUGGGGAGCUUGAUUGACGAAGCAGAAACUGGGGAGCAGCCACUGGACCCGAAGCCAUUGCACUCACUGGCGCCGAUGUUCCCUACCCCUCCCGGGUAUGAUGUGGCAAUAUCUGACCCACCAUUCUUCUACAUCACACCAAUACAGCAACACCCUGGGCCGGGUGCAGCUUCAUUUGCUGGGCCGCCACCACAGCAACACCCUGGGCCAGCUCCAGCUUCAUCUGCUGGGCCGUCACCAGGGCCAGGGUCCGCAGUUCCUCUCAAGGCCACACCAAUCUCGGCAGCAUUUCCCGCGCGGCGACCCAAAGAGGAACUGUCGGAUGAAGACUACACUCCUGCUUCCGAGAAGAGGAAACCAUCUUCAUCUUCACCCAAGAGGACAGCCAAGAAGGUUCGGCAGGCUGGAGACUCCACUGCAGUCAACACCAAGCAGAGACCGAUCAGGAGGAGCCUCAGCAAGGAGCUCGCCGGCUGGCCCUCCACAUCGGACAACCCAAGGGAGGCGGUGGAAGCGACCAUGGCCAUGUUCGACUCGCUCCGGCGCCGGACGCUGCAGCUGGAUGAGAAGGAGGGCUUGGGCAGGCGCGCCGACCUCAAGGCCAGUGUUCUCAUGAACCAGAACAACCUGAAGAUCAACAGCCUCAAGACGAUAGGCCCCGUCCCGGGCGUCGAAAUCGGAGACAUCUUCUUCUACAGGAUUGAGAUGUGCAUCGUGGGGUUGCAUGCGCCAUCCAUGGCCGGCAUCGACUACCUGUCGGCUAAGCUUGCCGGGAGGGACGAGAGCCUGGCCGUGAGCAUCAUCUCGUCCGGCGGAUACGAGAACGUCGAGGAUGAGACCGACACCCUGGUGUACACGGGCCAAGGAGGCAACAGCCGGCGCAAGGACAAGGAGAAGCACGACCAGAAGCUGGAGAAAGGAAACCUUGCUCUCAGCAACAGCGCCAGCAAGAAGAACCAGAUCAGGGUGGUGCGCAGUGCGCGGGACCCUUUCUCCAUCACAGCAGGCAAGGUUUACAUCUACGAUGGGGUGUAUCGCAUCGAGGACUCCUGGAUGGACACGGCCAAGAGCGGGUUCAGCGUGUUCAAGUACAGGCUGAGGAGGGAGCCGGGGCAGCCUGACGGAUUUUCAGUCUGGAAGAUGACAGACAAGUGGAAGGCGAACCGUGCCACAAGAGAGAAUGCCAUGGUGCUGGAUCUAUCAUCAGGGGCUGAGAUCCUGCCUGUGUGCCUUGUCAACGAAGUCGACGGCGAAAGGGGGCCGAGCCACUUCAAGUAUGUCACCGGAGUGAAGCACUCGAGACCUCUUAGUAGGAACAGGCCAUUGCACCACUGUGAGUGCACUAGUGUGUGCAUGCCAGGUGACCCCAAUUGUUCGUGCGCGCGGCAGAAUGGCGGCGAUCUUCCCUACAACUUAGACGGGGUGCUCGCGAGGCAUGUUCCGAUGCUUUACGAGUGCUCUCGUGACUGCCAUUGUACCAAGGACUGUCGAAACAGGGUUGCACAGAGAGGUGUUCAGCUCAACUUCGAGGUUUUCAGGACCAGAGACCGUGGAUGGGGCCUCCGAUCAUGGGACCCGAUCCGUGCCGGCGCAUUCGUUUGCGAGUACGCCGGUCAAGUCAUGGACGAAACCAACAUGAGCAUGGAUGUCCAGGAGGACGAGUACACCUUUCGCACAACAUGUCCAAAUGACAAGGCUGUAAGAUGGAACCUGGGUGCAGAGUUGCUUGAGGAAAAAGGUGCAGAUGAUGCCACAGCUGAGAGGUUUAAGAGACUUCCUGUCGUCAUAAGUGCAAAGGAUGCUGGCAACGUUGCUCGUUUCAUCAACCAUAGCUGCUCCCCGAAUCUACUCUGGCAGGCUGUGCAAUAUGACCAUACCGAUAACAGUUAUCCGCAUAUCAUGUUCUUCGCCAUGAAACAUAUCCCUCCCAUGACUGAGCUGACAUAUGAUUAUGGCAUAAGAGGGGCUCCUCCGGGCAUCAAGGGGAAAUCUCCCCUGGCUUGCAAGCUCAGGCCAUGCUUAUGUGGAUCUGCAAACUGUCGAGGAGUACAUCGCGGCUGGGCGGUCCAGCGGAGUAGCCAGCGUCUCUGUAUUUUGGACAAGGGAGCAUUCAGAGCGUGUCAUGUGCAAAUCAUGCAGCAGCUGUCAUCUAUAAGACAUGAUGAGCCCAGGCGCCACCUCUUCCUGCCACCGCCGUUGCCGCCACCACAUCCAUCGAUUCCGGCCGGAAUAGAACUGGAAGGUGACUUCGCUACCCCGUCGUCCGCUGCCGCCAACCGCAUCAAGAAAGAGGUUGGGGACGAAGAACAUGUUGCGGACUGCCGCCCCGUCGAUGAAGCGGGCAUCAAGGCCCCAAACGGUCGUGACGAUGCUCGGUCACCCUCGCGCUGGUCCGGUCGGCGGCAAGCGGGCGAGGAAGCCAACGAAGGCGAUGAAGACGCUUACCAGCCGAGGACCAUGGCCGCCAAGAGCUCGAUGAUUUUCCGAAGGGAACCACCCGAAGCAUCCACGGAAAUACUUUUCCACCGCCGCAACCUUCUUGGGGCCUUUUCCGACAUCCUGCCGGAGGGGGAUUCGAUCACGAAGGGCAUCUACAUCAAUCCUAUUGGCAUUCCGAUGAAGCAAACAAAGUUUAUGGACCCACUUAAAGUUUUCUACUUGGAUCAUCUUCGAUCCAUAUGUGCUCGUGCUGAAACGCCAAUUAGUUUAGUUGAGGGAAAAUCUUUAGAUGAGCAUGCUCAUUUUGGUGUUUAUAGUUACUAUGAUAUCGAAACUUAUGAAGUUGCUUCUUGGAUUGAAAAGUAUGAUAUUACUCUCUACAAGUCUGAAAAUUUUGACAUACUUAAAUAUUGCUAUGAAAACUAUGCUCAUAAUGCCUAUGUUCAGGAAUUUAUUAAGAGAAUGACCGUUGCUUUGGAAGAAAAUAAUGAUAUGCACGAAUCUAGAGAUAAUUAUGAUUCCGUUGAUUUGAUUGAAAUAUCCCUUGAUGAACAUGAUGCUUGCUAUUCUUGUGGCGAUGAUGCCAAUAUUUAUGGAGAUGAAUUUGCUAUAGUUCCUUAUGUUAAACAUGAGAUCAUUGCUAUUGCACCCAUACUUGAUAGUUUCUGUAAUCAAAAGCAUGAUUGCAAUGAUGUUAUUAUAAAUUCUGUUAAUGUCAAUUGUGCUAAUAAUAUGCAAAACCCUAAGCUUGGGGAUGCUAGUUUUGCUAUGUCCACUACUUAUUACAAUGAUCAUGAUUGGAGUGAUAAUGCUUCUUAUGAUCUUGAAAAUUUAUUUAAGCCUCAUGAUAAUAAUGUUUGCAAUAAUAUUGAAAGUAGGUUUGGAAGAGUGUCAACUUUAGGAAAUAAUAAUCCCGCUACUUUGGAGUUUGAUCAAUCUUAUGAUUUUUUUUUAUGA